Messenger RNA from Dovyalis caffra, 828 nucleotides. The record is from the annotation of a GenBank genome assembly. NCBI's taxonomy places the organism in Eukaryota, Viridiplantae, Streptophyta, Magnoliopsida, Malpighiales, Salicaceae.
AUGCCCACCACGCGUUGCUCUCUCCAACCACCAACAAUGGCCUCCCUAAUCAAGCCCAUCCCUAUCUCUAUCUCCUUUCUCCUCAUCUUCAUCUUUUCACCAUCAAUUAAAUCAUCCACAGCAGGAGACCCAACUCCAGCACCAUGGCCUCACCAAUUCCACGCAAUUCUCUUCAUGAAUUACAGUGGAAUCCUUCAAAAGAUAGAUCUAUGGUACGAUUGGACUAAUGGUAGAAACUUCAACAUCAUACAACACCAACUAGGUAAGCUUCUGUAUGACCUCGAAUGGAACAAUGGUACUUCUUUCUUUUACACUUUAGAUUCCAACAAGCAGUGUUCCUCCGCGCAUCUGGAGGUUGGAAUUCUUCGCCCUAAUUGGCUUGAUGGAGCUAAUUAUCUGGGCCAACGCCACGUGGAUGGCUUUCUUUGUAAUGUUUGGGAGAAAGUGGAUUUCAUUUGGUACUAUGAAGAUGUUGUCACCAAAAGGCCUGUUCAUUGGGUCUUUUACACUGGUAUGUUUGUUUCCCCAUUUGGUCAAGACAUUCACUUUACUCUGUUUUCGCAUAAGCCAGAUCAAUGUAAAGGAAUUUCAAAGUGGUGUUGCAAAUUGUAUUGGUUUUCUUAUGAAUGUAAGAUGUAUACAGGGAGGGAAGCUCAUGUCAUGACUUUUGAAGUGGGAGCUGCCCUUGAGGAUGCAAAAUGGCAAGCUCCUGUGUACUGCUUCGACAAGAAAAACAAUGACAAUGACCCGAAAGCUGGAUAUCCUACCUCUGGUACUUCACGAGAAAUUUUGUUGGAUGGAGUUCUCAGCGGUUCCAUGGUGCUUUAA